AUGAUUGAAGUGUUUCUUCCAAACUUGGCUUCUUUGUUCAUUAGAUCGAAGAGUUUGUUCUUGAUCUUGAAGAAAAGGAUUGGAGUCCCUUUGGAAUUGAGAAUAUUGGUCUUGAUUACUCAUGCCAAGACUGAGACCGGCCCAAGAACUAUAAAUCUCUCUCUCUCUCUCUCUCUCUCUCUCUCUGUUAGCAAUUCUUUUACUCACCCAGAGGAAAAAAAAUUGGAGAUGAAAACAAUGAGACCCUUUCCAGUAAUGUGCUUGAUUUUACUAGUUUUGGUACAAGAAACAUCUUCUUAUUCCAUGAGGCAGCACAAGCUAAGAAGAAUGGAAGCAAAGCUUCAAGAAACUCAACAGCAUUUUCCAUUGUCCCUCCAAGCUCCAGAAACUAAACAGAAUGGGAGAGUGUUCUAUCCAAUUGGGUAUGGUGCUGAUCCCACUGGAAUAAAAGAGAGCAGUGAUGCCAUCCUGGGUGCACUGAAUGAUGCCUUUAAGAUGCAAAAUGGGUUAGAAUUGCUGCCUGGUGUCAAUGACUUGGGGGGUGUUGUAAUAGAUUUGCAAGGUGGAAACUACAAAAUCAGCAAGCCACUUAGGUUUCCUGCUUCUGGUGGUGGCAAUGUUGUGGUAGAAGGAGGAACCUUAAGGGCAUCAGACACAUUUCCUGAUGAUGAACAUCUGAUACAAGUAUGGUCCCCAAACUCCAAGCUAUCUGAUAGAACACAUUCCUUUCAUCUCGACCCCCGCAGCAUUACUGAUCGUAAAGACCAAAGUGUAGGAAUCUACUACGAAGACAUAACCUUCAGGGACAUUCUUUUCGAUUCAAGAUACAGAGGCGGAGGAAUUCUCAUAAUCGAUUCAGCAAGGAUUCGCAUCGACAACUGCUUCUUUCUCCACUUCAAAACCCAAGGAAUUCUGGUCCAGAAAGGACACGAAACCUUCAUAUCAGGUUGCUUCUUAGGACAGCAUUCCACAGUUGGUGGAGAUUCAGGGGAGAAAGAUUUCACAGGCACUGCCAUUGAUCUUGCCAGCAAUGACAACGCCAUCACAGAUGUCGCAAUAUUUUCAGCUGCCAUUGGUGUGUUAUUAAGAGGCCAGGCUAAUAUUUUAACAGGAAUACAUUGCUAUAACAAGGCAACGUAUUGGGGUGGUGUAGGAAUUUUGGUGAAACAAUAUGCAGCACUGACAAGGGUAGAUAAUUGUUACUUAGAUUAUAACAGUAUAGUAAUGGAAGACCCAGUCCAAGUUCAUGUUACCAAUGGGCUAUUUUUGGGGGAUGGGAAUGUGGUGUUGAAAGCUAUCAAUGGUAAGAUUUCUGGGUUAAAUAUAGUGAAUAACAUGUUCAAUGGGAACCCAAAACAUAUGUUCCCUAUAGUCAAAUUAGAUGGGUUAUUUAGCAGCAUUGAUCAAGUGGUGAUUGACCAUAACAAUGUAAAUGGCAUGAGCUUGAGAUCAACUGUAGGGAGACUGACAGUUGGCGGAAAUGGAACUAAAUGGGUAGCUGAUUUUUCACCUGUUUUGUUGUUUCCUGACAAGAUUAAUCAUUUUCAGUACUCAUUUUACACCAGUAGUGCUCAAGGGUUCCCAGUAGUUCAUAGAGUGACAGGUGUGUCAAAAAAUGUGGUGGUUGUGGAGAGUGAUAAAGCAGUUAAUGGUGUGAUAUCUGUAGUUGUUGAUCAGUAUAAUUUGGUUGGAGAAGGUAAUAUUGUUAUGUAAAGAUUAAAGUUCUUCUAUUCAAUCAAGCAAAUAAAGCCAACAGGAUUUCAUGGA
Molecule: messenger RNA, 1767 nt
Organism: Ricinus communis (castor bean)
Lineage: Eukaryota; Viridiplantae; Streptophyta; Magnoliopsida; Malpighiales; Euphorbiaceae
Product: polygalacturonase QRT3
Exons: 4
Coding region: 1-1713 (570 amino acids)
Molecular function (GO): polygalacturonase activity
Source: RefSeq, a predicted model, not a curated record